Impatiens glandulifera is the source of this 1448-nucleotide messenger RNA. Its product is annotated as CD2 antigen cytoplasmic tail-binding protein 2 homolog. Gene Ontology annotation, cellular component: U5 snRNP. The transcript is spliced from 8 exons. The coding region runs from base 167 to 1291 and encodes 374 amino acids. Lineage: Eukaryota; Viridiplantae; Streptophyta; Magnoliopsida; Ericales; Balsaminaceae. The record is from RefSeq and is a predicted model, not a curated record.
UCCGUGUCGGUUUAGAGAUUGAACGACUAAGAAGAACCAAUAGGACCGCCGCAAAAGUCUGCUUAAUUCAAUUCACCGGCCACCGGCUUUCAUUGCUCAUUCUCUAUCUCUACGUUAUCUCCCCGGCGAAGACGAUUACUAACAACACUGAGAUUCGGUAGUCGCUAUGGUUAAUCACCAACUGAAUCUUAACCAGAAGCGCCCGAUGAAUGAAGAUGAUGGCGAUUCAAACAAACCUCCAGCUGCAAAGAGAGUGAGGUUUCCAAAGGGUAAGAAAGUGAAACCUGGGAAUGAUGUUGUGGAUUUGCGGAAGAAUAGUGAAAAUGCCGGUCCACAGAAUGAGGCUCAUUUGGCUGCGAAAGAACGAUCUAGGCAGAGGAAUCAAAUGACUACUGAUCUCCUAAUUGAUGAAGGCGAUCAACUUCCUGACAUAUCUGCUGCAGAAGUGCGCUAUGAGGUUGAUGACACAUUUGUUGAUGAUGGAGUUCAUAUAGAGCCAUUUAAUCUUGAAAAGGAGAGGGAGGAAGGGUAUUUUGAUGAGCAAGGGAAUUAUGUUGAAUAUGUAAUAGAAAACGAAAUAAAGGAUGCUUGGCUUGAUAGCGUUGACAUUAAUCAAAAUAUCUAUAAGAAGAGUUCUUCUACGAUGACGGAUGUUGAGGAUGUGACGGAGCUUUCUUCUAGUGAAAUUGGAAAGAUGAAGAGGCGUAUCGCAAAUGUUCUUGAACCUGGAGAAACGGUUCUGAAAGCUCUGAGAAGGUUGAAAGGGAACUCACAAAACAAGAAGGAAAAAAUGUCAGCUGAAACUAAAGUUAUAUUUGAUCAACUAACUGAAGAUGCGAUGAAGUUGUUGGAGAAUGGGGACUACGAUGUCUAUAAUGAGAAGAGAGAAGUGUUUCAGAGAGAGGCAGAGGGAUAUGAAUUGUUAGCAGUAGCAAGAAGAGAGGAAGGAUCUUCAAAUACUAAUGCAUCUGUUUCAGAAACUAAAGGGAAUGAUGACGAUUUUGACAUGUUUGGUGAAGAUGAUGAAAAUGUCACCGCCAAUGAAUCCUCAACUGGGGAUGGUGUAAUUUCUGGUCAGCCUUCUCAAAGCGGAGAAUUGCAGAAUGACUAUGUGUAUGACGAGUCAUCUGGUUACUACUACAGCAGUUCAUUGGGAUACUAUUAUGAUUCGUCUUCAGGGUUUUACUGCUCUGCUGCAACGGGGAAAUGGUGCUCUUAUAAUGAGGAGACAGGUGCAUAUGAUGAGAUUCAAGAAGAAGCUGCUGCUGCUGCCAAACUUGAUGAUGUUUGAUCCUCGUUUUUUUUAUAGUCUGUUUGUGGGAUCUACUAACAGUGUCAUUUAUUAAAUUUUGGUGUUAGUAAGAGUUAAACAUGCACAAAGGAUGUCAGCCUUUUUAGGCAAGCAGGGGAUCUCUCUAAAUGUAUUGCAUUUUCCCUUUUUUUAUGAA